AUGGAUAAGGUGUACAUCUCAUAUAAGCUGUCAAGUAAGGUGAUCGACCGGAAACAGAAAUGGUUUUACGUUGGGAACCAUAACACCGCGCUGCUAGAGAUUACCCCUGGACCCCCGACCGUCAGGCCAGAAUGGAAUAUGGGUCCAGUGGAUGAUAGCCAAAUCCAAGAUCUACUCAAGUGGAUUGAGGAUUUAAAGAAGGAGAAAAUGUCCAGAGCGGCUGUAGUGAUGGACUGGAUGAAGCGAAGAAUCCAGUCGCUACAGUACCGGGUCAAGCCUGGAUUUGAGUAUCUUGGAACUAGUGAUCCAUCCCGCUAUUCGAUUGCAGAGAUUUCCGAGAAAGACGCUCUGCAUCAAACAGUGACUCUGAUAAGGAAACUGGCCAUGCAGACACUGAAGGAACGACAUGAGGUGGAGGCAGAGUUGCUUUUUGCUGCUUGCUUCUUUUCUUUUAGCCCGGCGAGCACGACCCCGAAGGUUGCAGCAUCUGGGGAUGAUGCCAGGUCGGGAGCAAUUGUCUCCCCUGACCUAGUGGACCCGUCAAGAGAGACCAGGACCAUUCCGCCAGAUUCUUCUGCUCUGGGGAGUGGUCCCGAGAAGAUAAUGACUCCAGGCUCUCGUGCUUUGGGAGGUACAGGAGCUUCCCCCACCCAGCAGGAUGUUCCUACGGGGGAGAAGAAGAAUGCCAGCCCCCAGGAAGGGCAAGGGAUUGGGACCACCGGAGUCUCGACGACGUCGAGUACAAUGGUGGUCCAUCCGGUCCCGAAGCUGAUGAAGAGGGGAAAACUGCCUAUCAAGAGGGUGCCCCUCAAAGCGGACUUUUGGAUGGGAGGUGCUCCUGAUUCUACACCUUCAGCUCCCAAGCCUGUGGCAGAGGCGCCCAAGGACAUGCCGCUCGCCGACACCAAGGCCAUCGAUGAUAUGGUCAGUUCCUUUGUUAGGGAUUCUCCUAUCAAGGAGACAGCAGAAUCCCCUUCCAAAGGGGAUAACCAAGCUCCAGCAACUGAUAAUCCCUCAGGUCCAAUACUCCAAGAAGUGCCCGCAGGGCAGAUCGUCAAGGAUGCUGGGCCCAAGGGAGCGGAGAUGACCUCGCUGGCAGUGGGAGAAGAUGCUUCAACUGCUCCUGCACAGAAUACACCACUGCCAGCAGAAAAGAUUAAAUUUGUACAGGAAAACAUGGCGAAAUGCCAAAAACGUGUACAAGGUCAGAUGACUGAGUGCCAGAAGCUUCUGGUGGACAUGGCCGAGCAUGAGAAUGUUAAGGUCCAAGAAAACCAAGAAGUUUGCCUCCUGCGAGAACAGGGUGCCAAACUCGCGGGGGAGAAGGAAGCUCUCGAAGAGAGGGUUACGUCUCAGCUGGCAAAGCAUAAAGACUGCUAUACGUAACAGAGAGAUGAGAUCGAAAAGCUGUAGAAAAUGAAACAAGACUUCGAUGUUCAGCUCGUUGAGAUGAUGCAGCAAAUCAAGGAUCUAUCUAAAUCAAAAUCUCUUUUGCAACCAGAACUCGACGAGCUGAAGAAGGCCGCUGCUCAAGCGGUUGUCGACAUGGUGGACACUUCUGAGGAGGAUGCUGGAACACCGCUGACCCUGCUAGAGGGUCUGCAAAGAGCUCCACAAAGCAUCAUGAAGUACCUCUCGGACACCAUUUGACAGUACGUGUCUCAUGUGCUUGGUUGGUGAAGUCCUACUAGCCCCAGGCAAACUUUGCCCCCCUCGGAGAUGGUAUGAGUCCAGACUGCUAUGAGGACAAGUUCGACGAGUUCCUAGGGGAGGUCAAGCUAGUAGCCGAUGUAAUCGUCGACAGCCUAGAGCAAGAGUCUUGAACUCAUUAGUGUUUAAUGUGGUACCAUGCUGUAUGUCAGAUACAAUUUGGUCAUCUGUGCCACAAAUGAGUUUUGACAUGUACAAAUUUAUGUUGCUUUGUACUUAGUCGUAA
Messenger RNA from Panicum virgatum (switchgrass), 1936 nucleotides. RefSeq lists its product as uncharacterized. Bases 1 to 1386 code for a protein of 461 amino acids. Lineage: Eukaryota; Viridiplantae; Streptophyta; Magnoliopsida; Poales; Poaceae. The record is from RefSeq and is a predicted model, not a curated record. The transcript has 7 exons.